GCAUUUUUCAAAGGGAAAAUAUAGAAACCUGACUUAUAUUUACGUCAACAAUUUUAGAUUUAAAAAUGGCCAAGGAAAUCAAGAAGACUAAGAAGGAAAGCACCGCUGUUGUGGAAGGACGCGCCACUGCUGCCAAAGCAAGCAAACCAAAAAAGACAGAUAAGAAACGUUCAUGGUUUUCCUUCGGAACUAAAGAAAGUGAAUCUAGUAGUGAUGAUGAACCAACACCCACACCUCAAGUAGAAGAACCAGUAACUAUCAAAAUACCCGCACCCGAAUCUUCAAGCUCCGAAUCUGACAGUGAAUUGGAGGUUGUCCCCAAGACCCAACCAGCCAAACCAGCCCCGAAGAAACGUGCUGUUGCUGAGUCCACGGUUGCGUCAAAGGGUAAACCCAAGCCCACCGCACAACAAAAAACUGUUAAGACACCAGCAAAGAAACAGCAGAAGCCUACUGCGGGUACUAAAGAAGUAGUACCAACGAAGACACCUGCCAAAGUAGCACCAGUUAAAGAUGAUUCCGAUUCGGAAACUGAUGAAUCAAGCGAUGAAGAAAUUCAACCUACUAAAUCCAUGCCACUCAAGGAUGACUCGGACUCAGAAGAGGACACUUCAAGUGAUGAGGAGAUGGCCAAUGAGAAACCAGUACCAGUUGAUGAUGACUCGGAUUCCGAAGAGGACGAUGAAUCAAGUGAUGAUGAUGUAAUUGUUGCCAAACCAGCACCCAAAACUUCGAAGGUAGCGCAUAUCAAGGAUGAUUCCGACUCCGAUGAUUCUUCUUCCAGCGAUGACGAAAUUGUACCGAUAGCUGUCACCAAGAAAUCAGGUGUACUCUCAGGGGCUAAGAAAGAUGACGAUAGUGAUUCUGAUGACUCUUCAGAUGAGGAUUCCGAUGAUGAUAGUGAUUCAGACGAUUCCUCAGAGGAUGAAGACUCUGACGAAGAUAGCGAUUCUGAUGACUCAUCUGACGAUGAAUCUACAUCGGACGAUAGCGUUAAACCUGAACCAUCAAACAAGAUGGAUGUCGAUGACGACGAAUCAUCGGAUGAAGAGGAGGAUUCUUCCGAAGAUGAGGCAGAAGUAAAGACAGCCGCUAUGGUGGAUGAUGAUGAAGAUACAUCGUCUGAAGAAGAAAUGGUCAAGCCUGAACCGGCACCAAAGAAACAAAAGGCGAAGAAACCAGCCGCUACCGAAUCAUCCAAGGGCGAUAGAAACGAGAUUUAUUGUGGUGGGCUACCAUUCCAAAUCACCGAAGAGGAAGUGAAGGAGCUAUUCGAAGGUGAUUGCGGCCCGGUAGAACGCGUCAAUCUGUUACACCGUAAGGGUAUCGCUUUCAUCACGUUCAAAACCAACGAAGCUGCCGAAAAGGCAUUGGAGUACAAUGAAACUGCUUAUCAAGGACGGAAUCUUAGGAUUAACAUAACAGCAGAUCGUGUCAAACCAGAAAAACAAGCAGGAUUCGGUAAUGACCAAAGUGACAUACCCCAAAGUGGAACUGAAGUGUGUAUCCGCAACCUGAGCUACAACACUACCGAGGAAACCAUGCGUGAGCUUUUCUCAGAGUGUGGUGAAGUCAUCCGAUGCGUUAUUCCCAAAUUCGAAGAAAAUGGAAAGAGCAUGGGAAGGUGCUUCAUCGGCUUCACCAGCGAAGAAGCUGCCGCUAGAGCAGUGGAGUAUGAUAACACAGAAAUCGACGGAAGAACAGUAAGCAUCCAGUACGCUAGACCAAGAACACCAAGAGGAGAAUCGCGUGGAGGACGUGGUGGAUUCGGUGGAAACGCUCGUGGACGAGGAGGAAUGGGUGGAAGAGGCGGAUUUGGUAACAGCCGUGGCGGAAGAGGACGCGGUGGAAGUAGAGGUGGUUUCGGAAAUAGCCGUGGAGGUCGUGGUGGAUUUGGUGGUGGGUCAGGUGAUUUUAAACGCAAAAAUGAAAACCCAAACAAUAUCGAAAUUGACCCAAAGAAAUCCAAGUCAAUCGUAUUCGAAGACUCAGAUUGAAUUGGAGACAACAGACAUGA
Babesia bovis T2Bo is the source of this 2017-nucleotide messenger RNA. RefSeq names its product RNA recognition motif domain containing protein. Bases 66 to 1997 code for a protein of 643 amino acids. Gene Ontology annotation, molecular function: RNA binding. The transcript has 3 exons. Lineage: Eukaryota; Apicomplexa; Aconoidasida; Piroplasmida; Babesiidae. The record is from RefSeq and is a predicted model, not a curated record.